Messenger RNA from Zingiber officinale, 1673 nucleotides. Its product is annotated as cytochrome b561 and DOMON domain-containing protein At5g47530-like. The record is from RefSeq and is a predicted model, not a curated record. The coding region runs from base 268 to 1539 and encodes 423 amino acids. The transcript is spliced from 2 exons. Lineage: Eukaryota; Viridiplantae; Streptophyta; Magnoliopsida; Zingiberales; Zingiberaceae.
CAACGGGUGUUAUCUAACAAACUGUUGAUGCAGGAGGCUGAUCGAUCUUUCUUCGACCUUUUCUCUAACGAUCUUUUAAUUUAUGUUCGAUUAAUCUUUAGGGAAACAAGAAGAAGAGAUUUUAUAAUUAUUUUUUAGAACGGCGAUCAUUCAUGGCUUCAUUCAACGCGGUUGGUUUUGACCUGACAGAAGUUGAGUGCAGAGAGGAGCAGGAGAGAUCGAGACAGAGGCACGAGAAGUGUUGACGGACGGCGGCUACCUUUCGCCAUGACCCCUUCCUUCCUUCCUUCCUACUCCGUCUCCUCCCUGUUUAUAUCUAUCUCCUCGAUCUCAAACCACCGGAAAUUAAGACAAUUAACACGAUCUCCGACCAUGAAGCUCACCGUCCUCCCCCUCCUUUGCUUCCUCUGCUCGCUGGUGCAGAUCUCCACCGCCCAGAGCUGCGACGGUGUGAGCUUCUCCGACGGCGUGUCCUAUGACACCUGCAACGAUCUCCCCUACCUCGGCGCCGCCCUCCACUGGACCUACCACCCCUCCAACGGCACCGUCGACGUCGCGUAUCGCGCGCCGCAGUCCGACCGUGGCUGGGUCGCCUGGGCCAUCAACCCCACCGGGCGAGACAUGGUCGGCGCCAACGCCUUCCUCGCCUUCCACUCCGCCGCCGGAGUCGUCACCGUUUACACCACCCAGUUCUCCGGCACCGAAUUCCCCCCGUCAAGCGUCGCCGACCAGAACCUCACCUUCGCCGUGCACAGCCGCCGGGCCGAGUACUCCGCCGAUGGCGGGUACUACACCAUCUACGCCUCGCUGGAUCUCCCCGGAAACCGUACGACGCAGAACACUGUGUGGCAGGCUUCCACCUCCUUCACCAACGGCGUGCCGUUCCGCCAUGAUUUAAGCGGCGACAACGUCAUGACGAUGUCGUCGGUGGAUUUCCUCUCCGGCCAAGCAUCUUCAUCCGGAGGCGUACCGAGGCUUCGCCGGAAGAACACGCACGGCGUGGUGAACGCGAUCAGCUGGGGAAUUCUGCUGCCCGUCGGAGCCAUCAUAGCGAGGUACGUGAAGGUGUUCAAGUCCGCCGACCCCGCCUGGUUCUACCUUCACGUCUCCUGCCAGUGCUCCGCCUACAUCGUCGGCCUCUCCGGCUGGAUCCUCGGCCUCCAGCUCGGCAGCGACUCCAAGGGAAUCACCUACCACAAGCACAGGAACCUCGGCAUCGCCAUCUUCACCCUUGCCACCGUGCAGGUCUUUGCCCUGUUUGCGAGGCCCAACAAGGAUCACAAGCACAGACUCUACUGGAACAUCUACCACCACGCCGUCGGGUACGGCAUCAUCCUCAUGAGCAUCAUCAACAUCUUCGAGGGCUUCGACGUCCUGGACCCCGCCAAGAAAUGGAAGCGCGCUUACAUUGCGAUCGUCGCCACUCUCGCCGGCGUCGCGCUGGUGCUGGAAGUCCUCACCUGGCCCAUAGUGAUACGGAGGAGGAACUCCGACAAGGCGACUGGCCACGCCGUCCACGUCGCGAAUGGAUACGCUUGAAUCCACGGCCGACCUCUGCGCCAGCAACAUGAAGCAGAUCGAUGUGUUAUAUUGUUCUUCAUACUUCAGAUUGUUAUAUAUAUUUGUAGCGGGCUCAGUCUCUUGGCAGAUCGAUGCUCUAUUUCUUCAUUUCU